Messenger RNA from Aspergillus chevalieri, 1224 nucleotides. RefSeq names its product MOSC domain protein. Gene Ontology annotation, molecular function: catalytic activity; pyridoxal phosphate binding; molybdenum ion binding. The record is from RefSeq and is a predicted model, not a curated record. The coding region runs from base 1 to 1224 and encodes 407 amino acids. The transcript has 3 exons. NCBI's taxonomy places the organism in Eukaryota, Fungi, Ascomycota, Eurotiomycetes, Eurotiales, Aspergillaceae.
AUGAAAAUCGAAAAGGCACCUCCCCACCCCACCCCACCCCAUCCCCAUCCCCCCAAACGACAACGAAGCUUCCAAUAUGACCGCCGCUUCAUGCUCCUAAAGGUCAUCACCAAACCAGACGGCACGGAGGAACUGCGGCAUAUGAGCGUGUCGAAGUUCCCGGAGAUGGCGCUGUUCAGGACGGAUCUCGUUUUCCUCGAUGGGGAUGAAGACGCGGCAAAUGGGAGGAUUGUCGUUACCUAUACGCCUCCGAGUGAUGCGGUACAUAUGGCUGGAGGGAAGAGGAUAGAAGUUCCGCUACAGCCAGACGUGGAAGAAUUGAACCUUAGAGAGGUACAGGUGACACUCCACGGAAGCCCGACGAGAGCGUAUGACAUGGGCUCCAAGUACAAUGACUCGUUCAGUGGGUGUUUCGGGUAUAGAGUUGUGCUGGUAUAUCUAGGGUCACAUUCGCGUCGUGUAUUGGGGAGUUUUGCGCCGCUGAAGCGGCGGACUUCGAAUAACUGGGCGGGUUUUGGUAUGGACCUGGGUUUGAGAUCCCCGAGGGUGCUGAUUGAAGGAACGGCCGUGGUGAUGGUUUUAUGGCUGGUGCUUGUUUACGGGUAUGGAUAUGGAUCGAUAUCAAUUUAUUUUCUGGUUUCUGCGGCUAUGUUACGAGCAUUCCUCCUCUUCCAAACAUUCACACCGACAAGCUCGAGAGCAGGAAAGAAAGAACGGGAAGAAGCAUAUAUUACAUUUGCCGACUGCGCGCCAUAUCUAAUCACCUCAAUGACAUCGCUGGAUAACGUCUCAGCCCGACUCCAGGAUAAGACAAUGGACAUGACCAAAUUUCGACCCAACAUUGUUAUUUCCGGUGCUGAAGCGGCAUUUGAAGAAGAUUUCUGGACAGAACUUACCAUACCCAACAAACAAAACAAAGUGGAAAACAGGCUAUUGUUGACAGCAAACUGCGUCCGUUGCACAAGCAUCAAUGUCGACUACACAACCGGCAAAAUGGGCAAGGGCGAGGAGGGAAGCGUAUUGAAGAAACUAAUGAAGGAUAGACGGGUUGAUACCGGGGCGCGGUUUAGUCCUGUUUUUGGACGGUAUGCUUUUUUGCCCACUGCUACUGGAAAUGAGGAGGCGGGCGACGGGAUGGAGGUUAGGGUUGGAGAUGAGGUGGUUGUUUCAGGGAGGGCGGAGGCUAGGAGUGUUUAUGAUUGGCCGGGGAUGGGGAAGGGGUGA